This is a messenger RNA of Symbiodinium necroappetens, 315 nucleotides long. The record is from the annotation of a GenBank genome assembly. Lineage: Eukaryota; Dinophyceae; Suessiales; Symbiodiniaceae.
GAGAAAAGAAGAAGAAAGGAGGAGAAGAGGAAGAAGCGAGAGGACGAAGACGAGGCCGCAGCGAGUGCGGAGGCUGACAGGAAAGAGAAGCAUUCCUCUGGCCAUUUCAAGGCAGUCAUGAAGGAGAACGAGUCGAAGCGGCAGCAUUGGGGGGAGAGUGUCAAGGGCCGGGUGUCCAGCGACUACAAGGGGCUCACGGACGCUGAGCUCGAGCGACGCUUUGGCGCCACCCAAUCAAGCUCGCAGGAGAAGCUGAUGACCGAGCAGGAGGUGUUGGCGAUGCUCCGCAAAGGGAAGGACAAGAAGACAAAGUGA